Ectocarpus sp. CCAP 1310/34 is the source of this 607-nucleotide messenger RNA. The record is from the annotation of a GenBank genome assembly. NCBI's taxonomy places the organism in Eukaryota, Phaeophyceae, Ectocarpales, Ectocarpaceae.
AUGUGCGGGCGAAUGCGGAGCUACACACCGAAGCUUCACAAGGAGGAUGAAGUACGAGUGCGGCUUGCCGUCUCACACUACGAGCCGCACAUCGACUUCGACACCUUGCUGCGGCCCACCGACAACAGUCAGUAGUGGCGCCAGCUAGCCCUGGGCCUGUCGUAACUUAUACUUACCUCGAAGGAGGGAAAUAUAAAAUGAUCGAUCCUUCGAAGUUCGUCCCCUUACGAAGGCAUUCUGCGAUGUUCCCAACGAAGGCGUUCUUCAAUACUGCUGUAGCUCUAUACAACUGAACGUUAGCUCGGCUAAGUGGCGUUGUGAGAUCAACCAGUCACCGCCGGCAGGGAAGACAGUCAUAUGGAAGGACUUUUUCUUCCGAUCUGCGCUAGAGUUAUUAAGCCAGAUGCGAUAAUCAGGCUGUAACAAGUGGGAUGUAUGUUCCUCGGGCUCGAGUGUCGCUACACAUGUGCGUGGCUUAACGUGCGUGCAAGAGAUGUUGGGUGCAUCAUGUCCAACCUCGUCGACAUACCGCACGCAGAUAUCUCACUGAAACCCUCAAAGGGGUUUAAGAAAGUUAAACAAUCCCUACCAAUUGUUGUAGUUCCGA